AAAUGGGUGUUGUCUUCAGUAUAAAUCAGCUUUCUGCUCUAGUUGUUGGUUUAGUUCUUUUCGUCAUCUGAAGAAGGACGGGCUGUUCAACACAAAGACUAUUACAAAAUAUGGCCAGCUUGGAACAAAGACUGGAGAAUAUUGAUAAAAUCAUCAGUCAAAGUAGUAAAAUUGGAUGUCAUGUUCCUGCUCGAUAUAAUAUAAAUCCAGGAGCAGACCUUCAUGAUAAAUCUAAGCCAUAUAGACAAAAGACUUUCGGGGAGAGAAACGACAACAAUAAACCUCAUAAAACCAUUCUGCUGGUGGGAGAAACAGGAACAGGAAAAACAACCCUGAUCAAUGUGAUGAUCAACUACAUGUUGAGUGUGAAGAGAGAAGACAAGGUUUGGUUUGAGAUCACGGAUGAGCUUACGUCUGAACAGAUGAGUGAUGAGCUCUUAGUUCAAAGUCAGACCUCCAGACUCACUAUUUAUGGGUUUUAUCUACAAGAGAGUCCAAUCGAUUUAACAAUCAUUGACACACCAGGAUAUGGAGACACUCGUGAUAUUAAUAAUGACAAAGAGAUCGCCAUGAGUUUGCUUAAUUUAAGCAGAUGUGAUAACAGUAUCAGUGAAAUAGAUGCAGUGUGUCUGGUGAUUAAGUCAACCGUAAACCGACUCUCUGACAGACAAGUAUACAUUUUUGAUGCUGUUCAGUCUUUAUUUGGAAGAGAUAUUGCUGAAAACAUUGUCUUAUUCUUCACACAUUCAGGUGGAAAGCCACCUAAAAAUGCCUUGACGGCUGUUAAAGUGGCUAAAAUCAAGUGUGCAUUGAAUGACAAGAAUCAGCCCGUGUUUUUCCUGUUUGACAACUGUCAGUCAGAACCUGCUGAUGAAGAAUAUGAAAAGAUACAGGAACAAUCAUGGAAUCACAGCUUUGAAGGAAUGACAAGUUUUUUCAAGUUUCUUGAAAACGUAAAUCCAAAAAGUUUCCAGAUGACCAAAAAUGUGUUAAAACAACGGAACCAGUUAGAAGCAAAAAUUUCCAAUUUACAGUCACGUGUUCAAGAGGUAGAACAAAAGCAAAAUGAGCUGAAACAAACUCAAGAAGCUCUAAAGAAAAACAAGAAAUAUGUUAAGGACGAAAAGAACUUUGAGUAUGAAGUUGAAGUGCAGUACAAAGAGAGAGUUGAUAUUGAUCCAAAAAGGUGGCGCUUGACUAAAAAGGCAACAUGCUGCGCAGUUUGUGAGGAGAACUGUCAUUAUCCAGGAUGCUGGUGGGCCAAAGAUCUCUCAUGGUGCAGCAUGAUGAAAGAUGAUCACUGUACGGUGUGCACAAAUAAAUGCCACUACAGCAAACACAUCAAAGAAGCAAAAAUAUAUGAGUCAAAGACAAAGAAGGAGAAGAGGACAUAUGAAGAUUUAAAGAAGAAAUAUAAUGUCAAAAUUACUGACUCUGUAUCUGUGGCCACAAAGUUGGAAGAAAAACUGAAAGAAUUAGAGAAAGAGAAAAUAAAGCUGGUUAUUGAAUCUUUUCACUGUGUGGAAACACUGGAGUUGAUCGCACUCAACCCUGAUUCAGUGUUCACACUUCAGCACAUUGAUUUUCUGAUUGAGAAGCUGAAAGAAAUAAAUGAGCCUGAAAAGGCCAAAACACUGGAGGACAUCAAGAAGAGAGCAGGAGAAGAAAAGCAUGGAGCACUGGGAUACAUUAAAUGUUUAAUAGGGAAAAAAUAA
Messenger RNA from Carassius auratus (goldfish), 1715 nucleotides. RefSeq lists its product as uncharacterized. Bases 111 to 1715 code for a protein of 534 amino acids. NCBI's taxonomy places the organism in Eukaryota, Metazoa, Chordata, Actinopteri, Cypriniformes, Cyprinidae. The transcript is spliced from 2 exons. The record is from RefSeq and is a predicted model, not a curated record. Gene Ontology annotation, molecular function: GTP binding; ATP hydrolysis activity.